UUUCAUUUUAAAUUUCAAUUAUUUGACAAAUGAUUUCAUUUAAUUAAUGAACACAAUAUAAUUAAUGAAAUGUGAAAUUUUACGAUAUUCCAUAAAAAUAAGAUAUAUUUUAGGCUAAUAUAUGGGAAUACUGGGUAUUUUAAUAAUGAUUUAUAUAUAUAUAUUUUAAGUCCUGCAGCAACUAGUUUCCGCCACUGAGAGGCAGCAGCACCGCUCUGGUUCACAGUCUGACACGAACAAGAAGAAACCGGAAGUCCAGUAGUUUACAGUUUAUGGUGAAGUAACAGUAGCUGUUACCUGCAUCAUAACUUAAUGCAUUGCGUGCUGCCUGCAGGUUUCUAAUGGAGGAAGAGGAGCAGCUGCGGUCCUUCAUGUUCCUGAUGACUUACAUGCUGCUGAAGCGGAGGAGAGACUUAAACAACGCCAACAUCCAGAGACGCGAUGAGAUCCAGAGACGCAUCAGACACAGACAGUACUUCUUCCAGAGACAGAGGAGGAUGCUCAUGAUGAUGAUAGCAGGAGGUAUACGCUCCAACGUCCGCAUCCGUACGCGACCCUGGACCACCACUCAGAGCACCGAUUGGUGGGAGCGCGUGGUUAUGACAGAAUUCCAGCCGUCUGAUUGGCUGGAUAAGUUUCGCAUGAGCCGGGAGACGUUCUUCUACCUCUGUGACAAGCUGAGGCCCCGUCUGGCUCGCCAGGACACCAGCUUCCGCCUGGCGCUGCCGGUGGAGAAGCGUGUAGCGGUGGCUCUGUGGCGCCUGGCGUCGAACAUCGAAUACCGCACCAUCAGCACCCUGUUUGGCGUGGGGAAGUCCACCGUGUGCAGGUGCGUUAGGGACAUGUGUCACGCCAUCGUGGCGCUCCUCAGCUCCAUCUACCUGCGGCCCCCCAGUGAGCAGGAGCUGGAGGAUUCAGCCCAGCUCUUCCUGUCCAAUUGGGGCUUCCCUCAUUGCGUCGCUGCCAUAGCAACACUCCACACAGCCAUCAUCACCCCAUCAAACAACGCGUCAGACUACGCCAACCCCGCUGGCUGGCUCUCAGUGCUGUCUCAGGUGGCUGUUAGUGGCCGUGGGCAGUUCUGGGAUGUAUGUGCCAGUUUCCCAGGUGGGACGGACCCAGCUGACAUCUUCCAGAACUCCUCGCUGUGGGCCACAGCUGCAGACGGCGGACUGUCUCCUGCCCCGCCGACUACUUUCAUGGGAAAACCACUCAGGUAUGUGCUGCUGGGGGAGGCCUGCUACCCUCUCCAGAGCUGGCUGAUGAAGGCCUAUCCUGAGGAAAAGAGCUGUAGGGCCAGCCACACAUCGUUGAUGGAGCCACAGCGGCUCUUCAAUCGGCGGCUCAGCAGAGCGCUGCGUGUGUCUGAGGAGGCGCUGCUGAGGCUGAGGGCACGCUGGCAGUGUCUGAGCAAGAGGAACGACUGCGGACUGGACGUGGUGCCAACCAUGAUUCUGGCGUGCUGCAUUCUGCACAACGUGUGCGAGUCUCACGGGGACGCCUUCAAGGCGGAGUGGCAGGUUGAGGUGGCCGCGGCAGAGAGCCCUCAGCCAAGCCACAAGCAGCUCCCCUCAGCCAGCAUGGAGCAAAGUCAUGCUGAGGAGGUCCGACACCUCUUCUGCGACUAUUUUGAUGAGCAAAAUAAUUGAAAAAUCUUCCUGCACACAAAGACUGAUAUUGAAGUCCUCGUAAUCAUUUGUAUUUGUAUUACAGGGCUGCAACUAACGGUUAUUUUCAUUGCCGAUUAAUCUAUCGAUUAUUUUCUUGAUUAAUCGAUUAAUUGUUUGGUCUAUAAAAUGUCCGAAAAUGGUGAAAAAUG
Molecule: messenger RNA, 1819 nt
Organism: Sebastes umbrosus (honeycomb rockfish)
Lineage: Eukaryota; Metazoa; Chordata; Actinopteri; Perciformes; Sebastidae
Product: protein ANTAGONIST OF LIKE HETEROCHROMATIN PROTEIN 1
Exons: 4
Coding region: 342-1649 (435 amino acids)
Source: RefSeq, a predicted model, not a curated record